Messenger RNA from Passer montanus (Eurasian tree sparrow), 2018 nucleotides. It is a transcript of the gene CLDN18, whose product is annotated as claudin 18. Gene Ontology annotation, cellular component: plasma membrane; bicellular tight junction. Gene Ontology annotation, biological process: bicellular tight junction assembly; cell adhesion. Lineage: Eukaryota; Metazoa; Chordata; Aves; Passeriformes; Passeridae. Gene Ontology annotation, molecular function: structural molecule activity. The transcript is spliced from 5 exons. The record is from RefSeq and is a predicted model, not a curated record. Bases 198 to 977 code for a protein of 259 amino acids.
CUGCCGGCACAAACCUCGCCGGCAGCGAGAGUGAAACUGGACUAUCUUGCAAAAACACUUUGAGCAAACAGCGCUCAGUGGAAAGCAUCUGAUAAGAGCAGCUGCACUGCUGGUGGCUCAGGCAAGAGGACUCCGGUGCCCCAUUAGGACUGCAGCUCCCUCGGGGCCGUGCCGCCUCCGCUCUCCGGGGACGCACCAUGUCCACCACCAUCUGCCAGGUGAUGGGGUUCCUUGUGUCAUCGUUGGGCGUCGGGGGGAGCAUCAUGGCCACGGCCAUGGACACGUGGAGCACGCAGGACCUGUAUGACAACCCGGUCACGGCCGUGUUCCAGUACCAGGGGCUGUGGAGGAGCUGCGUGCGGCAGAGCUCCGGCUUCACGGAGUGUCGGCCGUAUUUCACCAUCCUCGGGCUGCCAGCGAUGUUCCAGGCUGUGAGGGCCCUCAUGAUCGUGGGGAUCGUCCUGGGACUCCUCGGCCUCUUUGUGUGCAUUUUUGCUCUGAAAUGCAUCCGGAUUGGGAGCAUGGAGGACACUGCCAAAGCCAACAUGACCCUGACCUCCGGCAUCAUGUUCAUCAUUGCUGGCCUGUGUGCCAUCACUGGAGUGUCUGUGUUUGCCAACAUGCUGGUCACAAACUUCUGGAUGUCCACCACCAACAUGUACCAAGGAAUGCAGAAUGUCCAGAACAGGUACACCUUUGGCUCAGCCCUCUUUGUUGGAUGGGUGGCAGGGGGCCUGGCCCUCGUGGGAGGCAUCAUGAUGUGCCUUGCUUGCAAAGGGCUCAUCCCAGAAGAAUCCCGCUACAAAGCUGUGUCCUACAACGCCUCGGGCCGGAACAUCUCCUACAGGACAGGGCCCUACAAGACUGGCUCGGGGUACGAAGCUGACCCAAAAACCAGGAAGGGUGUGGGAUAUGAAGAAGCUCCUCGAAGUGAGGAUGGGAGACGUCCGUACCCUUCGAAAUACGACUACGUCUAGCAGACCUUCUGGCCUUGAGUUGUGCUAUCAGACAUUUGUAACUUCACAAGCAAAAAGUGCAGCAAACCAAGCAGUCUGUAAAUAGGAUUGUGUUUUCUAGCAGGUUUUCUCUACUCUGAGGUUGCAUCUUUGUUGUGAACAUCAUUUUUACUCGACUGCCCAUUAGUAUUAACAGCACCAGAGGUCUGUAAGCAAAGUAACGCCUUGUAGUGCUCUCAGAGUAGAAUAUUUUGCUCCUAUUUUCUCUAUAAACUGAUAUCCAGGAGCAGUGCCAUGUGCCCUUUCUUAAUUGCUCAAAUAGUUAAAAUUUCCCUUUGAUAAUCGCUGUGUAUUUGAAGUAAAUUCUGUUGUGUCCCCUUGGCUGUGCCCAAAGCCAACAGAGCCUGUGGUCAGGGCAUUUUUCUCCCUGGUGACUUCUCUACCCAGUCUCACCUUUGCCUUGCUGGCUGUACUCAAACGCUGAUCUGCUCUGAUAUUUAAUCUGAUUUGUGUUACUUAGAUGUUUGCUGGAGCCUGUGAUAGCAAAGUGUAUUUAUGUCUUCGGAUCUCUCCAGGGAAUGUGCAUAAUCCAUUGUUAUUCCUGCACUAAUAGCUCCCAACCUCUGUGCCACCGGUGUUCCCACAGAUGUCAUCUUUAAUGGAGCCAGGAGAAUUUCUCAUUUAGAAUUAAUUAGAGUCACCUUUGGAGCAGGACUCCCAGGGAGCAUUAGAUGUGUAACUCCACACCGACAUCAGGACUUCCCUGUGGUAAUUCUACCCCCAGCGAUGGGAAGAUUAACUCCACAGUGGAAUGUUGCCUCCUCCAGCCAAUCCACCAGAGGGGGAGUUUAUUUGAAGGGGGAAGAGGGAGACAUGUCAGAACUUUUGUGGGAAGAGAGAGCUGUGGGCUCUCAGCAGGUCCUCCCACCUAGCACCAGAACACAUCCUAAAAAUAUCUAGACAAUGCCUAAGAAUAAAGAAAAGGGAUAUGUUAGAGAGAAAAAAGGGUUCCAGAGCCUCUAAAAUAACAAUUUAAUGGCACUGCAGUGGGCUUGAGUACCA